Messenger RNA from Beta vulgaris subsp. vulgaris (sugar beet), 771 nucleotides. RefSeq lists its product as uncharacterized. The coding region runs from base 1 to 771 and encodes 256 amino acids. The transcript is spliced from 4 exons. The record is from RefSeq and is a predicted model, not a curated record. Lineage: Eukaryota; Viridiplantae; Streptophyta; Magnoliopsida; Caryophyllales; Amaranthaceae.
AUGUAUUUGACCACCCCUAUGAUCAAACCGUUCCCCAAUCGCCUAUUGAAGAAUAAGCUUGAUCACCAGCUCGGUAUGUUUUUGGAGGUAGUGAAGAAUUUUCAGGUAACUGUCCCUUUUACUGAACUUAUUACUCAAGUUCCUGCAAAUGCUAAAAAUUUGAAGGAAAUUCUAACUAGAAAGAGAGCCUUUGAUGAAGUUGAGAUUAUUGCCUUCGCUGAAGAAUGUAGUGCUCUUUUGCAAAAUCAGUCCACACCUAAAAUGAAAGACCCGGGGAGUUUCUCUAUCCCUUGUAACAUUGGCACCAUUUUUCUUGUUAAAGCUUUAUGUGAUUUGGGUGCUAGUGUUAGUGUCGUGCCCCUUACUGUUUGCAAAAAGCUUGACAUGUGCUAUUUAAAAUGUAUCUUAGAGGACAUUCCAGUGAGACUUAGUGAAUUUUUUAUUCCCGUGGAUUUUGUUGUACUGAACAUGGAAGAUGAUACUCAAAUCCCAAUCAUUUUAGGCAGACCACUCCUUCAUAUUGCUAAAGUUGAUAUAGAUUUUAAGAAUGACAAGUUAAUUUUGACUGUGGGAGAUGAUAAGGUGACUUUUAGUUUGACCAAUGCUUUGAAAAGUCUCAUGCUAGAAGAAGCCUGUGAUGUUAGAUCCUUGAGUGGUGAAGUGGAUGACUUGGAAGUACCUCUUACAGGUGAAGAGCUUGAUAGUAUCACCAGUCAUGAGAGGGCACGGUUAAUACAUGAUACUCAACCCGUAGAGUGCUUCACUAAAUGA